Messenger RNA from Liolophura sinensis, 2198 nucleotides. RefSeq names its product T-complex protein 1 subunit delta-like. Gene Ontology annotation, molecular function: ATP binding; ATP-dependent protein folding chaperone; ATP hydrolysis activity. Gene Ontology annotation, biological process: protein folding. Bases 97 to 1698 code for a protein of 533 amino acids. The transcript is spliced from 14 exons. The record is from RefSeq and is a predicted model, not a curated record. Lineage: Eukaryota; Metazoa; Mollusca; Polyplacophora; Chitonida; Chitonidae.
CGAACGUACUGCUGGAGCAAGACACCGGUAUACACAGGAUAAUCUAGCACCAUCCUUCUAAUUCAAGCCAGCUAAGUUACUCUCCAAAGCAGCACAAUGCCUCCUAAUUCCAAACGGGCUGUUGGCAAGCGAUCAGAGUACAAAGACAAAGAGAAACCAACGCAAAUCCGAUACAGCAACAUCAAUGCUGCCAAGGCUGUUGCUGAUGCUGUCCGAACAAGUCUAGGACCUCGGGGAAUGGAUAAAAUGAUACAAGCAUCUAAUGGUGAUGUAACCAUAACAAAUGAUGGAGCAACAAUCCUUAAAGAGAUGCAAGUGCUUCACCCAACAGCCAAAAUGUUGGUAGAGCUGUCAAAAUCGCAGGAUGUAGAGGCUGGUGAUGGGACUACAUCAGUGGUGAUCCUGGCUGGCAGUCUGCUCGAUGCCAGUACAAAGCUUUUGCAGAAAGGUAUUCAUCCUACAACGAUCUCAGAGUCUUUUCAGAAGGCUUCUGGCAAGUGUGUGGAAAUCCUAGAGGGAAUGUCUACACCCCUGGAGCUGACAGAUCGAGAGAAUCUGCUGAAGAGUGCUUCCACAUCACUCAACUCUAAGGUGGUGUCUCAGUAUUCCAACAUCCUAGGUCCCAUAGCUGUAGACGCAGUUAUGAAGGUGGCGGAUCCAGCUGUCUCCAACAGUGUAGACUUGAACGACAUUAAAAUCAUCAAAAAGUUAGGGGGCACUGUUGAGGAUGCAGAACUAAUAGAUGGUGUGGUGUUCACACAGAAGACCUCUAAGGCUGGGGGACCCAGCAAAGUAGAAAAAGCCAAGAUAGGCCUAAUACAAUUCUGUCUGUCACCCCCCAAAACUGAUAUGGAGAAUCAGGUGGUUGUCUCGGACUAUGCACAGAUGGACCGAGUGUUGAAGGAGGAGAGACAGUACAUCCUAGACUUAAUCAAGAAGAUCAAAAAGGCCGGCUGCAAUGUACUUUUAAUUCAGAAAUCCAUUCUAAGAGAUGCAGUUAAUGAUCUGGCUCUCCAUUUUCUAGCCAAAAUGAAAAUUAUGGUCGUAAAGGAUAUCGAAAGAGAGGAUAUUGAUUUCUACUGUAGGAGUUUAGGCCUAAGGCCCAUAGCCAGCAUAGAUCACUUUGUACCUGAGAAUCUGGGUUCAGCUGAGCUGGUGGAGGAGAUCCCAACUGGCACCAGCAAGAUACUGAAGGUAACCGGUAUUGUGAAUGCUGGGAAGACGGUGUCUGUGUUAAUACGAGGCUCAAACAAACUCGUCUUAGAAGAGGCUGAUCGUUCCCUUCAUGAUGCAUUGUGUGUGAUCAGAUGUUUGGUGAAGAAGAGGGCUUUGAUAGCAGGAGGAGGUGCCCCAGAGAUUGAGUUGUCCUUAAGGCUGAUGGACUAUGCCAACACACUAACAGGGAUGGAGCAGUACUGCUUCAGGGCCUUUGCUGAGGCAUUGGAGAUCAUUCCCUUCACGCUGGCAGAGAAUGCUGGGCUGAACCCCAUUGCCACAGUCACAGAACUGAGGAACAGACAUGCUCAAGGGGAGAAAACUGCUGGGAUCAAUGUCAGAAAGGGGGCCAUCACUAAUAUCCUGGAAGAGAAUGUAGUCCAGCCAUUGCUGGUAUCAACUAGUGCGGUGUAUUUGGCAUCAGAGACUGUUCGCAGUAUCCUCAAAAUUGAUGAUAUUGUGAACUGUGGAGGGCACAGAUGAAAGGAUCCGGUUUUUCCUCGUCAUUUCCAUUAAUCUGUUAAAGAUGAACAAGCCAGCGCUAUCCCGGUUCUGUCAAAAUGUUUUGUCAGAUUUCUUCACCAUGUAUAGUGCCAUAUGAGGACACCUCAUGGAUAAUGUUCCUGGAUAAUGGCAGGAUUUCUGCAAAUCUUAAUGUGUCCUCUUCAACGCAUCUGAACCAUAGUGCUAAUGGGUAUUGAUUUUUUCUAGAGUCUGUUUAUCUGGAGUGUCCGCCAUUUAUCUUCCUGUAAUUUAUGUUUAUUUGUAUGACCAAAUACUGCAGAUAAUGCUAAAAUUUGUAAUAAAAUAUUUGUAAGUGUUGAUGGGAAUAUUACAAGAAAAAAAAAAUCAAUAAACUUGGAUUAUAUAUGCUCGGCUGCUAAUUUUCUCUGGUGUAUGCUGAAGCUAAUUUGUUUCACAAGCUGUUCUGAUGGUGAUUUUGGCAGAUAAAGGCAAAACCUAAAUGUGCUUGAGGCUUUUCA